Messenger RNA from Iphiclides podalirius (scarce swallowtail), 312 nucleotides. Lineage: Eukaryota; Metazoa; Arthropoda; Insecta; Lepidoptera; Papilionidae. The record is from the annotation of a GenBank genome assembly.
AUGCCAUACUUGAAUCAAAAGCAAAUAGAAGAGUAUUUAGCUCUAAUAAAUGAUGGAGAGAUUUCGGAAGAUGAUCUUGAGGACUCGGAUACAGAAGGUAAUGAGAAUUUUUAUGAAAAUGGAGACGAUUUGCUUCACGAUCUUGAGAGUCCAUUAGAAGAGGAAAAUGAUGACCCCGAUAAUGAUCCAUUCAUGGCAGGAGACCCGCCAUUGAUAAAUGAAGCUACAGCAAAUGAUCAAGUGCCACAGGUUCCAUUCCCCUCAACAAGUCAAGCUAGUCGCCGAGCAACUAUGAGAGGACUCGUAUGGAAG